Nerophis ophidion (straightnose pipefish) is the source of this 2607-nucleotide messenger RNA. It is a transcript of the gene fam113, whose product is annotated as family with sequence similarity 113. The transcript is spliced from 11 exons. The record is from RefSeq and is a predicted model, not a curated record. The coding region runs from base 231 to 1637 and encodes 468 amino acids. NCBI's taxonomy places the organism in Eukaryota, Metazoa, Chordata, Actinopteri, Syngnathiformes, Syngnathidae.
AAACGCCUCAUUCAUUUGCCCAAUCGUGGUAACACUUGCUGCUGUUCAAACGACAGAACGAGCUCAACCGCCAAUUGUAAUUUAUAAAAUCAUUUCAUUUCUUUUAAAUAGAGUCCCACUGACGGUGGCUGAUAGACGACAUCAGACUCCUGUUUUGGUUGUAUAAUACAAAAAUUCGUAACUAAGGUAAAAGUUAGCUUCAGCAUUGAAGACGUCUAUUAAUUUCCACUAUGGAUCAAAUGAAGCUCGUGGGCCACCAUCAUCUCAGCAAGCUCUUCCACAACAAGUUUAUAGUGGUUUUAGGAAGCUCUAUUCAGCGGUCCGUCUACAAAGACAUUGUCCUGCUUUUACAGCAGGAGAAAUACCUCAACAACUCACAACUCAAGAAAAAGGGCGAGAUGAGCUUUGAACAGGACUGCCUGGUGGAAGGUGGUUGCCUGAGCAAAUUGCACAAUGGCACAUCUUAUCGAGAGGUCCGGCAGUAUCAGUCCACACACCACCUGGUCCGGUUCUACUUUGUGACACGCAUCUUCUCAGACUACAUGAAGAGCAUCUUGAGAGACUUCCGCCAUGGUUUGAAACCAGAUUUGGUCGUAGUCAAUUCCUGUGUUUGGGACAUUUCAAGGCAUUGUUUAAAAUGGAAUGAGAACUACAAGGAGAACCUCAAUCAGUUCUUUGAAGAGCUGAAUGAGAUCCUGCCAAAAGAAAGCUUGGUAAUAUGGAACCUCACCAUGCCCCUGGCAGAGACGAUCAAAGGUGGCUUCCUGGUUCCUGAGAUUUCGAACAAAGCAUCCCAUCUACGCCACGAUGUGGUUGAAGCCAACUUUUACAGCAAAACCCUCGCCAACGCCUACAAAUUGGACGUGCUGGAUCUCCACUUCCACUUUCGCUUUUCCCUGCAUCAUCGCACUCGUGACGGUAUCCACUGGAAUGCCCUGGCUCACCGCCAGAUAACCACCCUGUUGACACAACAUGUCGCAGAUGCUUGGGGAGUGGAACUGCCACCUUUAAAAGCGAACAUUCCUGUUGCUAAUCAGCUGCCAGUCCAUCAUACUGUUCCCAGGCAUGAAGUGUGCCCCCCAAGAAACAAUUUCCAUCGUAAUCCUGCACCCUUCAUGAACUCCAAGUUUAACCCCAUGCCAUACUGGUACGAAAAUGGACCAUUCCAGCAAUCUCACUUUACUCGACACUCACUGCCAGACGUGUGCCCCCCAAGAAACAAUUUCCAUCGUAAUCCUGCACCCUUCAUGAACUCCAAGUUUAACCCCAUGCCAUACUGGUACGAAAAUGGACCAUUCCAGCAAUCUCACUUUACUCGACACUCACUGCCAGACGUGUGCCCCCCAAGAAAAAAUUACCAUCGUAAUCCUGCACCCUUCAUGAACUCCAAGUUUAACCCCAUGCCAUACUGGUACGAAAAUGGACCAUUCCAGCAAUCUCACUUUACUCGACACUCACUGCCAGACGAGUAUUCUCAUCGCCCCAUGCCUUCGAAUACACAUUUUGGAGAUGGGUACAAGCCCCGCCCUUACGUGAUGAAGAACAGACACAGCAGGCACUACUUUAUGCCAUACACUAGUCACAGGCCCGGUCAGCAGUACUCUGAUGAAUACUUUUACCAAGAUGUUUAUUUUUAGAUCAUCUGCACUAGAUUAGUUUUGAGUUGUCAUUCACAAUUUUCAACUUGUUGCCUGAAUUGUUUUUAAAUGCAGUUGUCAUUAUUGACUGAUAUAUUAUUGUAUUUUGAUUGUGUUACUGUGUUGAUAAUUAUAUUAAAGCUUCUGUCUGGAUUUUAUAACUAAAAUUGACUUAAAACUGAUUACUUUACAGUGAUGCUUCAACAUUUGGUUUCUUCUAUAAUAGGAAUUAAUACAUACAACAUUCAAGGGGAGCGUGUUUUUAAUUACUAUAUUUUUAUACAUACACACACACUUUGUUUCAGAAUUUCAAUUCAAAAAGUGAAACCCUUAUAUUUUAAUGAUUCAAUAGACAGUGAGGAUUUCCAAUCCAUUAAUUUUGAUGAUAUAGCAUACUAGUGGAAAAAAAAACUAACUCAGUAUCUUCAAACAUUUCCAAUUUAGUAAAAAUAUAAUUUACUAGUUUGCUUUCCAUUAGCAAAUUAACUGUAAAUCUAAAUUGUACUGCUGAAAUCCAAUAUCUUUCGCACCAUAUUGUUGUUGAUAUGUUCCUGUAUAUGUGACAAAUUAUCCCAUUUCCUUGUAUGUGACAUAGUGAAAAAUAUGUUUCUGUGACAAGUGAAAUCCAAAAUCAAAGAAUGUUGUGUAAAUACUAUAAAAUAUCAAAGGAGGAAUGGGAAUAAAAAGGAGUUUCAAGCUGCCUCAGGCCAUGAUGAGGCGGUGCACAUUUUGCAACUGCUGCUUUGACAGGACCAGGCGGUGGCUUUGUUCUUGUCCCCGAGUGCAAGGAAUGGCGAUGCGGCCCACAAACACUGUUCCGCUAUUCUUUUCUUCUUUGGCCUAAGAAAUAGUGCAUAAGAUGAAGAACAUGCCAGGUUUGUGGUGUAUGCAUGCUAGUGUACAGUGUGUCCCAUGUUUAGUUUAUCACUUUGUUACAAAGAACUAUGUACAUUAAAGUAACUGUUUACAA